GACUGCUCUCACGUCUGCUCCCGGCUCCUGUGCAGGCGCGGGCGCUCCCCGGGCCGGCGGGAGGGAGGGAGGGCGCGCCUCGAACCCCGAGCCCGGGCUGGCUCCACGCGGGGCGCCGCCCCCGAGACCCUCCCUGGACAGUGGAGCCCAUCUCUUGCGCUCAGUCGCCCGCGCGGAGGUUGGGGCAUACCUGCGGAGGUCGUACCUGGGCGUGAGGAGGACGAAGGGCAUGGUCCGACCUUGAGUCAUCCGAGCUCCAACCUGUACGCGUAAGGGUGGCCCCUGGGUGGGGUGAAGCUCCCCGUCUUUGCUCUUGUCUCCCAACUCGGGGUGGGCGGCUGGCUGCAGGAUGAACUGUCGCUCGGAGGUGCUGGAGGUGUCGGUGGAGGGGCGGCAGGUGGAGGAGGCCAUGCUGGCGGUGCUGCACACCGUGCUCCUGCACCGCAGCACAGGCAAGUUCCACUACAAGAAGGAGGGCACCUACUCCAUCGGCACCGUGGGCACCCAGGACGUCGACUGUGACUUCAUCGAUUUUACCUACGUGCGCGUCUCCUCUGAGGAGCUGGACCGCGCCCUGCGCAAGGUUGUCGGGGAAUUCAAGGAUGCGCUGCGCAACUCCGGUGGCGACGGGCUGGGGCAGAUGUCCUUGGAAUUCUAUCAGAAGAAGAAGUCUCGCUGGCCUUUUUCAGACGAGUGCAUCCCCUGGGAAGUGUGGACGGUCAAGGUGCACGUGGUGGCCCUGGCCACAGAGCAGGAGCGGCAGAUCUGCCGGGAGAAGGUGGGCGAGAAGCUCUGCGAGAAGAUCAUCAGCAUCGUGGAGGUGAUGAACCGGCAUGAGUACCUGCCCAAGAUGCCCACACAGUCCGAGGUGGACAACGUGUUUGACACCGGCUUGCGGGACGUGCAGCCCUACCUCUACAAGAUCUCCUUCCAGAUCACCGACGCCCUGGGCACCUCGGUCACCACCACCAUGCGCAGGCUCAUCAAAGACACCCUUGCCCUUUAGGCCUCUCGGGGGCCUUGGGUGCUCCUUGGUAGCUCUCAGACCUUGGCUUCUGGGAUUGUCCCGUUAGGCCCCUGGGGCUCUGGAACCUGUGCCGGGUCCUUGAUGAGACUUGGCAGGGCCCCCCCUGGCUUCCUUGUUUUGUGGUUGCCAGUAUCUGGUCAUUCUGUUAACCUUCACUGACGGUCAAGUCUGGCCUACACUGUCUCCCUGCACCCCUGGUGGGGGUGCUCCUUCCUUCUCCACUGUACAGAAGAGCCAUCUGCUAGGAUGGUAAAUAAAGCUGAGAAUGGGCGUUUGGGUUGA
Messenger RNA from Diceros bicornis minor, 1309 nucleotides. It is a transcript of the gene ATG101, whose product is annotated as autophagy related 101. Gene Ontology annotation, biological process: autophagosome assembly; autophagy. Gene Ontology annotation, cellular component: phagophore assembly site. The transcript has 4 exons. Bases 350 to 1006 code for a protein of 218 amino acids. The record is from RefSeq and is a predicted model, not a curated record. NCBI's taxonomy places the organism in Eukaryota, Metazoa, Chordata, Mammalia, Perissodactyla, Rhinocerotidae.